AUGGUCAGCUCGUGUUGUGGCUCCGUCUGCUCUGAGCAGAGCUGUGGCUGCCCCAGCUGCUGCCAGACCACCUGCUGCCGCCCAGUCUGCUGUGUGUCCAGCUGCUGCAGGCCCCAGUGCUGCCAGCCCACUUGCUGCCGCCCCAGAUGCUGCAUCUCCAGCUGCUGCAGGCCCCAAUGCUGCCAGCCCACCUGCUGUCGCCCCAGAUGCUGCAUCUCCAGCUGCUGCAGGCCCCAAUGCUGCCAGUCCUCGUGCUGCCAGCCCUCCUGCUCUCAGCCCCGCUGCUGCAUCUCUAGCUGCUGCAGGCCCCAAUGCUGCCAGUCUGUGUGCUGCCAGCCCACCUGCUCUCAGCCCCGCUGCUGCAUCUCUAGCUGCUGCAGGCCCCCGUGCUGCCAGUCCUCAUGCUGCCAGCCCUCCUGCUGCCGCCCCAGCUGCUGCAUCUCCAGCGGCUGCAGGCCCCCGUGCUGCCAGCCCUCCUGCUGUGGCUCCAGCCCCUGUGGCUCCAGCUGCUGCCACCCCUGCUGCUGCCUGCGCCCCGUCUGUGGUCGGGUCUCCUGCCACACCACUUGCUACCGCCCCACCUGUGUCAUCUCCACCUGCCCCCGCCCCACGUGCUGUGCCUCCUCCUGCUGCUGA
Molecule: messenger RNA, 636 nt
Organism: Phacochoerus africanus (Common warthog)
Lineage: Eukaryota; Metazoa; Chordata; Mammalia; Artiodactyla; Suidae
Product: keratin-associated protein 4-12-like
Exons: 1
Coding region: 1-636 (211 amino acids)
Cellular component (GO): keratin filament
Source: RefSeq, a predicted model, not a curated record